Molecule: messenger RNA, 534 nt
Organism: Thermochaetoides thermophila DSM 1495
Lineage: Eukaryota; Fungi; Ascomycota; Sordariomycetes; Sordariales; Chaetomiaceae
Product: cell division control protein 31-like protein
Exons: 2
Coding region: 1-534 (177 amino acids)
Biological process (GO): spindle pole body duplication
Cellular component (GO): mitotic spindle pole body; half bridge of spindle pole body
Molecular function (GO): calcium ion binding; microtubule binding
Source: RefSeq, a predicted model, not a curated record
AUGGCCGCCACCCGCCAAAUACAAUACACCAUCCCGCCAAGGGAAGACUAUAACAAGCUUUCCGAUGAGCAGAAGACACGUAUCUCUGAAGCUUUCGAACUCUUCGACUCCAACAAAGACGGCCUCCUCUCUUACGAGGAAUUCCGCUUCGUCCUGCGCGCGCUGGGCUUCGAUCUGCCCAAGCAGCAGACCUACGAUAUGCUGGUGCGCCAUGGUCAGCGCCCAGCCAACUGGCCGCAUGACCAGGAAUGCCCCCCAGUCUACCGGCAGUUCAACCUGGCUACGGCUCAGGCGCUGGCCGGCACACUGAUUCGCCAGCGAGACCCGCGCGACGAGCUGCGCCGCGCGUUUAGGCUAUUCGAUGUCGAUGGUAAGGGUAUGAUCACCGAGGAUGAUCUGAGGAAGGUGUGCCAGCAAGUGGGGAAUAACAUACCGGAUGCGGAUAUCCAAGCCAUGAUUGAGGAGUUUGAUAGCAAUGGGAAGGGGGGAGUCGAUGAGGAUGAGUUUUUGAGGUUGAUGAUGUCUAAGAAAUGA